Penicilliopsis zonata CBS 506.65 is the source of this 1935-nucleotide messenger RNA. RefSeq lists its product as hypothetical. Gene Ontology annotation, cellular component: plasma membrane. The record is from RefSeq and is a predicted model, not a curated record. Lineage: Eukaryota; Fungi; Ascomycota; Eurotiomycetes; Eurotiales; Aspergillaceae. The transcript has 5 exons. The coding region runs from base 1 to 1935 and encodes 644 amino acids. Gene Ontology annotation, molecular function: potassium ion transmembrane transporter activity. Gene Ontology annotation, biological process: potassium ion transmembrane transport.
AUGGGUUGCUGCGGAGAUCGAGAAAAGGGACCGGUGUCGGUGGAAGAAAGAUGGGAAUACAUUAACCUCGACGAUUUCAAGUCGAAUUCCUGCCUCGCCCCGUUUUCCUAUUUCUUCCUCUAUGUCUUCCUUCUCGUCUCCAUCGCCGUCUAUGCGGUCGACUCCUUCACUGCCGUCAACCUGCUCGUGUUUUCCCGAUGGGCCGGUCAGAUCAAACCUGCCAUCCCUUUCCGGAUCUCGCGGUGGAUUUUUGCCAUCUGCAUCAUCAUUUCCUUCGUGCUGUUAUUCAUUCGCUGGAUGCGUGCGAUCCGCUCCAUUCGCUCGGGCAGCAUUGCUCAAAGUUACCUCGACCCCUUAGCCGUCCGUGUGCAAUGUAUUCGGCCGGGCAAACGUGGUCGCGGAUGGAGAAGGUUCCUUGUUUUCGCCGAAUUGACCAAGAGUAAACAGGGCGCGGAGUACGUCGCGCUGUUCGCAUACUUCUCCUUCAACUCCUGGUUGAACGUUAUUUUUGCCGACGGGCCUCGCCAAGUCGUCAACGCCAUUACUUUGUACUCCGUCAUGAAACUGGAUCUGCUUCCCGGGGGUGCAGAUGCGACAUCCAAAAGCUCGUCUUCGAUUUUGCAGUUCUUCGACAACAUCAAGAUUCUCGCCGAAGAAAAUGACGAGCAAGCCUUGGUCCUGUUCGGCAUGCUCUUCACCCUCAUCAUCUGGGUCUUCUCUGUCCUCAAACUCGCCUUGGCCAUCAUCCUGUAUCUUAUCUUUUUGUUUCACCAUAUACCUUCGGAAGAUGGUAGCAUUAAAGCCUAUUGCCGCCGCAAGAUCAACACCCGCCUCAAGAGGAUCGUCAGGCAAAAGGUGGACAAGGCCCUUAACAAGGGAGUGGCUCUGCAGACUCGCAAGACCAAAGACCCUAUUCCGGAUGCGAUGGACCGCAAACCCACCCUGCCCAACUUCGGCGACUCAGACAUGAAUAAAAUGCCGAACGUGUCUCUGUCCCGAACGACCACCCAGACGACUCUGCCUCCCUACUCGCGUCCGGGAACCGCCGCGCCGGAUCAGCGAUCUCUCCACAAGCAGGCAACGCUGCCAGAUAUUUCCUUGGCGGACGAAAAGCCACCCCUCUCGCGAACUAUCACCCAGUCAUCGGCCUAUUCCGAGUCUGCUUCGUUGACCGGCCAUGCGGCCACCAUGGGAUAUAGCCCCCUCGAUCGUCAGCAGACCUCUACCGCACCUCCGGUCCCAUCGCUGCCCAGCAACAGUCACCCCCCUCCGGUCCGGUCUCAUACACCACUAGCAAGACCCCCGACCACCGCGCCCCGGGCCACACCCGCUCCACAGGCAAUGGGAGAUCCAAUGCCCCCUCAUCCGGCCUACCGAGGCUCCAACGACGAGUACGACGAGUACGAAUCAUACCAUGCACACCAACCGUCACUAGAUUCCCAGGCGCCCUCGGAGUACUCAUCCUAUCGACCCUAUACCCCGGCGAAUGACCCGUAUUCGCGUUCGUUGACCCAUACGAUGGACACUCCAGCAGCCAACGGUGACUAUCCCGUGAGAUCAUAUACCCCGCUCAGCAGCGGCACGCCGCAACCGCCGAGCAUCAUUGCUGGAAUGGCCAACGGAUAUCCAGUUCGAUCCCACUCCCCUCUAAGUCAAAGUGGUACGCCUCGACCACCCACGCGCCUCGACUCUCCUGUUAACCAGAGAGGAACACCUCGCCCUCCAAUGCGUACGAACUCGCCUAGCCAGGGUGGAAUGGCUAAUCCGCCAAUGCGCGUCGGCUCUCCGGCUAACCAGAAUGGAAUGCCUCGUCCUCCCAUGCCCUCGGCUACUCGACUGUACAAUGCUCCGCGGGUUGCGUCCCCAUCGAAUGAGUCGAGUCACGGUGCGCCGCAGUUCCGCGCGUACAAUCCGGAGGGAACCUCGCCGUACUAG